UUCAAUGUCCCAUGCUUGCAUUAAGAUUCGCAGUUGACAUUAAAAACGAAAAUAAUUUGAACCGCCAAUAAUAUCGCUAUACUUCUGCAGUCAGUGAGCAACAUAGAUGUUCGUCAUUGGUGGUCGUUGAAGUUUUCACAUUAAUCAUUUGUUUGAACAUAGUUUUCGUGGUGCCAAAAUACUUCUUAAUAAAUUUAUGAGAUGUGUUGAAUACAGAAUCGGUUACAUAAGGAUUACUUAGAACAAAUUUACAUAAUUCACAAAAUCAGGAAUUUGUAUGAAAUGAUAAUAUAGUGCAUCAUGAUUUCCUGUUUUCAUGUUAAGUAACUAGAUACUAUUUAUUUAUUGUCAGUUAAUAUAAUGCAACGAUACUAGAGCGGUGAAAUUUGUAUUGUGGAAAUGUUAUCAGCAAACCACCAAAUAAUAGCGUGAUUUGUUGUGUUUGGUAAAAGUGAUAUGUGGUUCAAUGUGACAAUGGGCGGAUUCAUCAUCCCAUUCAAUUAAAGUAAAUUGUGGACAAAAUAUUGAAUCCAAGAAUAAAAGGGAUGAAUGUCUAUUGUUCAGUCGAGAAUGAUACAAUGACGCGUCAGAAAAUUCCUUGGAACUAAGAAUCAGUUGAACCGUUAGGAUUAGUUUCUGGUUGAAUUCUUUAAAAUGCCAUUCAAAAAGAUUCAAAGAAGAGUUAGCGGACCGGGAGCCUAUUGUAAUAAUUAUCUACAAAAUAGUCAGGAAAACUCGGAGUUUCUACAACUUUAUCAAAAUCAGCUGCACCAGUCUUCAGUGAACGUCGGAUAUGGAAACAUAGUGUUCGGUAGUAACAAUAGUGCCCAGCCAACUACAGUCAACUGUGGCUCUGCAACAACUACAUUAGUAGAUAAAUCUAGCCAGAGAACAGACCCAGAGUUAAUAAACAACACGUACAACAACUUGGACAAAGCAUCUUCAGUUCCGGAUGAAAAUAAUUUAAAUUUUAACCUCGUUAAAAACAGUGCAAAAUCUUUAUCAGCCAAUAAUUGCAGUGGCGCUCAUAAGAGCGUUGUAACCAUUGGUGGUGCUAAUAGUACUGAAAAUGGAAACAAUGGAUACCAACCCAAAUAUCAUAAAAGUGAUAGAAGUAACAAUUUGAAUACGCCGGCAACGAGUAAUGUAACGGAACAUCAGUAUGUGUUGAGUGAUUUGAAUGACAAUUCGAACAAUAGUGUAAGAAACUCACCGCUCUUCGGUGGAUGUAAAAGUGUUCUUCAACAAGCACAUUCAUUGAAUAACUCAAACAAACCUUCAUUAAACAAAAGUGCAUUGCUUAGCUCGUGUCAGGGAUCAUUCCAUUCGUUACAGGGUGGACUAAAUUCAGAUAACAGCAUACACGUGCAACAAUAUGGUAGUAAUAUAUCAUCACCAAAUUCUUCGUCUAAUGCAGCAGCGGCUGCCAAUUCACAACAACAGUCAACUAGUAUAGCUCAUCUCCAUCAUCAGCAACUUCUUCACCAACGACAAGGCUGUUCUAUAACACCAGCUGAAUCAUUAAAUGGAAGCGGUACUCUAGUCUUCGGUAGAUCGAGAAUAAACAGCAACAGUGAUUCAAUCAAUAAUAAGAAUAAUAAUUUCAACAAAUUAAAUUAUGAUAAGAAGUGCUCGAGUUCUGGUGCUAAUAUAAAUAUACAUAGUAAUAACCGCAACAAAAGCAAUAACAAUAAUAACUCAGUAAACAUUAGUAGUAGCAGCAGUAGCAAUCAUCAAAGUGAAACAAAUCAAUUAAAGAGCAUUAUCGAACUGAAUACACAAGUCAGUGAACUGAAUAGCAAAAAUUUCGAAUUCAACAGACAAUUAAGUGCACCUACAGAAAACAAUAAUAAUCAAAAUAACCCCAAUUGUUAUAGCAACAGUGUGUACAAUCUCUAUUCGAAUCACAUCUUGAGUCAAUAUUAUACUGGUUCUCCAAACACAAAUAGUUUAAACAGAACUAAGAAAAAGAGGAGCUUCAAACUGAAUGGAAGACUAUUCAAUGCUGCUAGUACGGACUCUAUAAGAUUUCAUUCGAAUCUUCUAUCUCAAAAUGAGAACGAUCUGAGAGUAUCUAUCGACAACACUUGCACCGACUCGUUAGUGACGGCACUGGACGAUGAAGCAUUAUUGAUAAAUGAUUACAUAAACGACAUGGCAAAAUCAAAGGUGCAUUUUGAUGAUGUGUCCCUUUAUGGGACACCAAAGGAAGAGCCUCUUCCUAGUAUACCACCGUCGACGGAGAAACCAUCAUCGAAUUUUUUGAAAAACCAGCUACAAGCAUGGUUUCAGCCAACAGACAAUCGACUUGCUAUGAAACUUUUCGGGAGCAAAAAGGCUUUAGUGAAAGAAAGAAUUCGACAGAAAACGUCAGGGCAUUGGGUGAUCCAUCCAUGCAGCUCUUUUAGGUUUUACUGGGAUUUAUGUAUGUUACUACUGCUCGUUGCUAAUUUAAUUAUUUUGCCUGUUGCCAUAUCCUUUUUCAACGAUGACCUCAGCACGAGAUGGAUUGCCUUCAAUUGUUUAAGUGAUACGAUCUUUCUGGUUGAUAUAGUAGUCAACUUUAGAACAGGCAUUAUGCAACAAGAUAACGCCGAACAAGUGAUAUUAGAUCCUAAGCUUAUCGCUAAACAUUAUUUGAAAACAUGGUUUUUUCUUGAUCUGAUUUCAUCGAUUCCGUUAGAUUACAUAUUUCUCAUAUUUAAUCAGAUACAGAAAAAUAAUCAGGACUUUUCUGAUUCAUUUCAAAUACUCCAUGCUGGAAGAGCAUUGCGAAUACUUAGGCUAGCGAAGCUUUUAUCGUUGGUAAGGUUACUUCGGCUUUCCCGUUUGGUGAGAUAUGUAUCUCAAUGGGAAGAAGUAUAUAUCCUACAAAAUCUGCAAAAAAAACAUUCAGAUCGAAGAGGAAGAUCUUUUCGAAAAGAACAGGCGGGCUUUUCGAAGAGCAAUCUUAUUUUUAAGUUUUUAAAUAUGGCGUCCGUGUUCAUGCGGAUAUUCAAUCUAAUCUGUAUGAUGCUACUAAUAGGGCACUGGAGUGGAUGCUUGCAGUUUUUGGUUCCUAUGUUACAAGGAUUUCCUUCGAAUUCAUGGGUAGCGAUAAAUGAGCUACAGGAAGCCUACUGGUUGGAGCAGUAUUCCUGGGCUUUGUUCAAAGCGAUGUCGCAUAUGCUCUGUAUAGGAUACGGCAGAUUUCCGCCACAAUCGCUCACUGAUAUGUGGCUGACCAUGCUGUCUAUGAUAUCUGGGGCAACUUGCUAUGCAUUAUUCUUAGGACAUGCGACUAAUUUAAUCCAAAGUUUGGAUUCAAGUAGACGUCAAUAUCGCGAAAAGGUGAAACAAGUGGAAGAAUACAUGGCAUACAGGAAAUUACCAAGAGAUAUGCGACAAAGAAUAACUGAAUACUUUGAACAUCGAUAUCAAGGGAAAUUUUUCGAUGAAGAAUGUAUUCUAGGAGAAUUAAGCGAAAAACUAAGGGAAGAUGUGAUAAACUACAACUGUAGGUCUUUGGUUGCUUCAGUGCCUUUUUUUGCCAAUGCUGACUCUAAUUUUGUAUCUGAUGUAGUAACUAAAUUAAGAUAUGAAGUAUUUCAACCUGGUGAUAUUGUAAUUAAGGAGGGAACAAUAGGAUCAAAAAUGUACUUUAUCCAGGAAGGAAUUGUUGACAUAGUUAUGGCGAAUGGAGAGGUUGCAACUUCAUUAUCAGAUGGCUCUUAUUUUGGAGAGAUAUGUCUCCUCACUAAUGCGAGGCGUGUGGCUAGCGUCCGGGCAGAAACUUAUUGCAAUUUAUUCUCUCUGAGUGUAGACCAUUUCAAUGCAGUUCUGGACCAAUAUCCCUUGAUGAGGAAAACUAUGGAGACUGUAGCUGCUGAGAGAUUAAACAAAAUUGGUAAAAAUCCUAACAUUAUGAGUCACAAGGAGGAAUCAGAAUCAGCCAAUGCUGAAACAAAUCAAAUCAGCGCUGUGGUUAAUGCUUUAGCGGUUGAGGCGGAAAAUAAUUUAAAUAAUCUUAGUUUGACUAGAGAACAUUUUUUAUCCAAUGGCUGCGAAUUUUAUUUAUGAGACAUGUGUGAAGACAUGACAAACAACGAAACAUAUAUCUUUAUUUUUUUCCCCGAAUUCUUGCUCGUGUUAAUGUCCUUGAUGAGGGAUUGAAUUUUUAUGUUGAUUUGUUGAUAAAAAACUUUUAUUUUAACUGACCAAGAGAUUAUUAUUGAAUCAAAUAUUUGGUUUUUUCUUUUAUUAGAGAUUAUCCUUUUUUACUUCUUCUAUUCUUAACAUUUUCCCAUCGAAGAAAAUCCCCUUCUGAUCAUACUUCAGUCAUUCUAAUAAUCCGAUACCGAAUGACACACCUCGACAGUGUUGCCACAGAUUUAUCUGAAGAGGUACAGAUUUUUUCGUUAUUUUUGGUACAGAUUCUGUACGGUAGAGAGUACAGAUUUUCGUCAAAAAGUACUGAUUAGUGCAGAUUUUUUCCGCAGGCGAAUUUUUUUUACAUUUGAUCAAAUUUACAUUAAGGUACAUGAUUACUUUUACACCGCAGUAUCGCUUGGUGCAACAGCUCAAAACUUUUAAUAAAUGAUAGUAUGCAAUCUAGAUUCAGACAAACUAUGUAUAAGCAUCAUCAAACACACGAAUGACGAAUGAAAUGUAAAUGCGCUAUUUGUAGUAAAUAAAUGAGUAUUUUUUAUGCUAUAAAAUUAAUUUGUUCUCUACAACGAAUAUUUUCGAUGGUACAGAUUUUUAGAAGACAAAGUACAGAUGAGUAAGAUUUUUAACCCUUCUGGUACAGAUUAGAUUGUGGCAACACUGCACCUCGAUUGUAUUCCGAGAGACAAUUUGAAAAAAAAAGUUUGUAUCUCUAAAAAAUGCUUGUGUAAUAUGUUGGAAGAAUCAACUCUGUCGAAAGGCUCACCAGUCUUAACUAUAGUACUAGUAUUUCUUCACGAUUUUUGUAAUUAUCGCUAAAGAUCAAUUUUCAUUUUUAUCAUUCAACUUUAUUAUUCAAUUUUAUUAUUCAACAUAAUUGCCUCCGAGGGUGAUACAGCGAUUAUAGCGAUCUUGCAACUUUUCAAUACCAUUUUAUAGUCCUCUUUCGGUUUUUCCUCAAAAUAGCCCUCAGUUUCGGUAAUCACUCCAUCAUCGGUCUUAAAUUUCUUUGCCAGCGAGCGUUCUCUUCAGGUCUGCGAACAGAUGCGGAAGCAAUUUGAAGCCCAAUUCAUGCAAUUUUACAAUCAAUACACGCAAUUCGGAUUUUUCCAUUUUUUCACAAUAACAAAAGUUGCUUGCUUUUCAAUGCUGUAACUCACGAACCAAUCGAUCGAUUGCUGUCAAAUUUUGACACGUAUCCAUGGAAAGAUGGUGCUUUGUGAUAGUCAAAUAGAUUUUUGCAAGAGGCGUCAUCUAGAUGUCGACCUUAUGAACUUUUCAGUCGAACUGUUAAUCGUAACCCCCUUCUUUCCCCUCCUAAACAAUUUGAAUUAUCGAACGAUUGCGGCAAUAUGCAUUAAAAGUUAUAUUUAUAUUAUAACUGCUUGAUAUGGUGAAAUAUUCUCUACGAAACGUAUGAUAUGAAACGAAAUGUAUUAUAUGGAUAUGAUACAUUUCGUAAUAUCUGCUAUCGAAUCCAUAGCCAAUGGCACCGUUUCAAAAUUUAUAUCGAAUUAUCGUUUUUCGUCAAAGCCACCGUUACGAUACCACUUCAUUGAGCCGGGAAAGAAUUAUUAAUGCUCGAAAAAGGAAUCGAUUCCUCCUCGGAAAUACCUAGCGCAAUACAACUCCAAUCAUCGAUAGAUGGCGGCAUUCGUGUACAUUAUAAGUUAUAAUUAUAUUAUAACUGCUUGAUAUGGUGAGAUAUUCUCUACUCCAUAUGAUACAUUUCGUAUUUUCUGCUAUAUAAUCCAUAGCCAAUGAUACCAUUUAUAAAUCUAUAUCGAAUUAUCAUCGGUACUUCGAUUUUCGUCAAAGCCAUCUUUCAGUCCGGUGGCAGAAAAGAAAUGGGAUUGGGAGGAAAGAGCAUAGUGUUAAGGCGAAAGCGAAACCUUUUCUCUGUCACUUUGCAAUCACUACUAAAUGGAUUUCCGAGCGGGCACCGGCUUAUAUAAAGAUGAGUGUGAUUUCAAUAGCAUGUUUUCAAAUUUUUCAAGCUAAUGAAACAAGUUUCCGGGUCAAUAUUUAACAAGCAUAUAACUCUUGAACAUUUUGUCUUUCGAAUGAAGUUAUUAUCAUACCACUCUGUUCAGCCGGCAAAAAAGUAUUAACGUUCGAAACCUUGCACUCCAAGUGUAACACCCUCGUUUUCUAAACUACACACCGUUACAGAAAUGAAAGACGUAGUCCUACGUCAAAAAUCGUGUGCGAAAAUUUUGUCUGAAGAUAAUUUUAUAUUAGUAGGAACAAUGUAAGCAAUGUUGCCAUACGUACAUAUUUAUCUGGAAUGGCGCAGAUUUUUUCGUUAUUUUUGGUACAGAUUCUGUACGGUACAGAGUACAGAUUUUCAUCAAAAAGUACAGAUUGGUACGGUUUUUCCACUUGUGAAAUUUCUUACAUUUGAACAAAGUAACAUUGAGGUACAUGACGAAUUUUACGCCGUAGUAUCGCUUAGUGCUGCUGAUCAUAAAAACAUAUAAAAUGCAAUGAUUGAUCAGUUUUACAAGGACGGAAUUCCUUACAACGAUCGUCACGGUGAACGGUGCGACUUAUGUUUUGCUCCAGAUCAACAGAUUGAACCGUUUGUUCCAGUUCCAGUGUUGCAGUUUUUUCGUGGAGCUGGUUAAGCAAAUGAAAAAAAGAUUCGAUGUUGAUAAUUCGACGCUCAAGGCCGCACCAAUGUUAAAUCUCAUAAACUUAUCCAAUUUGACUAGCAUUAGCUUUUCGUUAGAAGCGUUUCCAGGAUUCUACAAUGGGAAUGUAUAAGAUGUAGAGAAUUAAUUCCGUACUCUAAAGAUAAAAUUACUCCGUAAGGAAAUCACUUUUUCAGAAAACGAGCAUGUGCAGGGUUGGUGGACAAAAAUUGGAUGGCUAAAAAGAAUUGACGGUUUGCUCGCACUCCGGCGCUUCGAUGUAUUGUUUGUAAUGUUUUCACGAUGCUCCACUGGAUUUUUUUCUGAAUAUAAUCAAAACAGAAAUAAGCUUCGAAAUCGACUCAGCAUCGAUACGAUUUUGAGAUAAAAAGAUUUGAUCAAAUAUCGUAGCGGCAGCUCGAAAAUUCUAAUAAAUGAUAGUAUGCAAUCUAGAUUCAGAAAAACUAUGUAUAAGCAUCAUCAAACACACGAAUGACUUGCAAUGUAGUAUUCAUAAUAAAUAAAUGAGUAUUUUCAAUGCUAAUAAAUUAGUUUUUUCUCUACAACGAAUAUUUUCGAUGGUACAGAUUUUUGGAAAAAAAAAACUACAGAUGAGAAAGAUUUUUAACCCCUCUGGUACAGAUUAGAAUUCGGCAACACUGCCGGUAAGUUUCUUUUUUUUCAAAAAUUAAUGAUUUAUCCUGCAAAAAUGGUUACAAAUUUAAUAUUCAAAGUAUUGCCCAUCGCUAGUCAAAACUUUUUCCCAUUUUUCUGGUGGUUCACGGAUCCCUUUGCGAAAAUAAUCGGCUGGUUUGUCGGCUUACCACGAAUCGAUCCAAUUUUUGACUUCAUCAAAAGAAGAAGUGCUGGUCAACCAGGCGAUGUGGCAUCGAUGGGAAAAGGUGGUAAUCGGACGGAGCAAUGUCUGGAGAACACGGCGGGUGGGAUAGAACCUCCCAUUUCAGUGUUUCCAAGUAUGUUUUGACCGGUUUGGCGACAUGCGGCCGAACAUUGUCGUGCUGAAAAAUAACUUUAUCGUGUCUUUGGCCCUAUUGUGACCGGAGGGAAACUUCAGUGCACCGCUCAAACGCAUCCAUACGUUGCCCGACGUUUAGGAUUGUCGUAAUGGACCCAUUUUUAAUGCCAGUUACGAUUCGAUGCAAAAAACCCUUUCUUUUAUGUCGUUGGAGCUGUUGUUCGCACGUGAAAAAACGGCGUCCGACGUCCCGUGGCUUCAAUUCAUACGGCACCCAAUGUCCUAUCUUCCGGAUCAUUCCCCUUGCUUUUAAACGAUGGGAUAUGGUUUGCUGAGCUACUCCAAGUGUUCUUCGUCUUCCAAGUCAAAAUUACCACUAUUCAACCGUACAAACCACGUCUGACACGUUCGCUCAGUCAUGACACCAUGACUGGUCACCAUAAAUUUCCACCAAAAUGCGAUGGCUUUCCGCAGCUUUUUUCUUCAUAUUAAAGUAAUGAAGUAACACUACCCGCAAAAACACUGUCGUUGGUACAAAAUUCAACAUAUUCGAAAUGACAAAAACUAUGUUGUGUACGCUUCAACUUUUUGACAUAUACUGAAAAAGAACGAAUGUCUGGAAAUUUUAUUCACUAGAAUAAUAAUGAAGUUACGUUCCGUUAGGCUAUCUGUUUAUUUUGGAUAUGUUUGAAGAAUUUCAUCGUUAAACUCUUUGAUAAUGAUUUGGUGGUCCUUUGAAGGGAUAUUUUGUUUGGUAGUUGGGUAGUGUUUGUUCACUCCACCAGUACUUACCGAGUGAUGAUGACAGAAGUAUGGUAAACAGUCGUUGGGUGGUGCGUAUCAGAUAAAAGAUACCGAAGUGGAACGAGAUAUGAUGAAAACCGCCCUCUGUGAUCCUAGACGAGAUGCCUCCUGUGUUAUGUAUGGAUGAAAUAAAGAAAAAACCUACCAAUGUAAUAUAAGAUAAUUACCAAUACCGAACACAAUUAUCAAUUUUUAUCAUCAGUAAAACAUGUUACUUUAAUAUAGAGAAAACAUAUUUGAAAUGGAAAAGGUGAUUAUGUUUUAUAAUUUUUACUUUCUGAGCGUUUAUUCAACCCAAUGCGAAUUUUAAUUGGACUAACACCUAAUACUAUAUGUAGAGCAUAUGGGAAAUCACUUUCUUGAAUAAUUCUUCACUUUUCCAAUUUUUCUUCGCCGCAUGAACUUUCCUUGGGUGAAAAUGAACACAAUAAAACAGACAGCUUGAACCAAACGACCCGUUCUAAAGCGGGAACACACUUUGGUUUUUAUUCACAACUGCUAACAUACACAAUUUUACACUCACACUUGUGCUAAUUUUUUCACAAUACACGAUCGGUCAUUGAUAUGAAAUAUCACGAACAUUGAAGUUCCAAAUUUAAGUUUUAUUUGCUAGAAUUAAUCGAAUCACUUAUCCUACUUGCGAUAUAAAAGUGCCCCCGACUUUCAUGUAUUUGCAAUGCCGAUUUCCCCGGGCAGCUUGGUUUCAAUGUCUCUGUUGGGGAAUACAGUUCGGUAGGAACAAAAGCUCCCCCUACUUUCAUGUAUUUGCAAUGUCUAUUUUCCCCAGGCAACAUGGUUUUGAUGUCUCUGUUAGGGAACACAUUUCGGUAGGAACAAUAGCUCCCCCUGCCUUCAUGUAUUUGCAAUGCCGAUUUUCCCCAGGCAGCUUGGUUUUGAUGUCUCUGUUAGGGAACACAUUUCGAUAGGAACAAAAGCUACCCCUACCUUCAAGUAUCUGCAAUGUCGAUUUCCCCCAGGCAGCUUGGUUUAGAUGUCUUUGUUAGGGAACCGCCGGUCCGGAGUUAGAGAACUGCAGCUAUGGACCGGGUUAAUUAGCGAAAAAAUGUUGGGAAUAAGAUUCAAUCCCUUAUUGGGAUGUAGCAUCAUUAUAAAUAAUCAUUUACAUUUUGCUGCAGUGAUUUCUUGUUAGACCGAGGCCAAGCAUAGUAUCGUAAUGCUUGAAUGAAGGCGGUAACUUCCGGCAGGCCCUUCGUACUGCAUAUCUUGUUUACCACAAGCCCCGAAGAAAAGGACAGCGGCUUGGACAUUCCCUUCUCGCUGAUUUCCUUGGUGGGGAACGUAAAGUAUAUCUGAAGUGUUUAUCACCAGCACUUUCAGUCGCUCCUUCAGGAAGCUUGCCAAAAUUAACGGGAUCUUUGUAAGCAGCUGUUAUGCACCGCUGAGGUGAACGAUAGGAUAGUUUGAUCUUAUGCUCGAUAAGUUAACCGAAGAGCUCAUUGGUCAGAAGCCCUUCGUCAUCGACGGAGACUUCAACGCCUGGGCAGUAGAGUGGAGGAAUAGACUUACUAGUGCGAGAGGAUUCAAUCUAAUGGAUGUUCUUGCAAAACUAGAAGUGAAACUUGCCAAUGAAGGGACCACCAACACAUUCCGCAGAAACGGCCGAGAAUCUAUUAUCGAUGUCACCUUCUGUAGCCCGACGCUUGCAGUGAACAUGAACUGGAGGGUGUGCGAAGACUACACCCACAGUGAUCAUCAAGCUAUUCGAUACACUCUUGGCAACAAAACAUCAUCGAGGGCCGAGCCCAAUCGAACGGAGAUAAGACAUUCGUCAAAGAAUCGAAAAAAUCGAAAACGUACGCCAAUCAGUUUAUUGGUGGAGCGAAGAGAUAAGCUUUCUACGCGCCUGCUGUCUUCGAGCUAGGCGGAGUAUGCAGAGGGCUAGGACUGCCAUUGUUAGGGAAGAACGCAAGGCUGAGCAAAAGACGAUGCUUGAGAGAGCUUUGUCGCAACAUUGAUGCGAAUCCAAGGGGAGGCGCGUAUAGAGUGGUGAUGGCAAAAACGAGAGGCCCAUGGACCCCCACGAGCAGUGCCCGGAAAGGCUGUAAUACAUUAUAGAGGGGCUCUUCCCGCGACAUGAACCGACGAUCUGGGCAAGUGCCCCAUAUGGUCAAAAGAGAAAGAGAAAGAGAGAGAAAGAGAGAGAGAGAGAGAGAGAGAAAGAGAGAAGUGUCGGGUAUAAGGUCUCUCUUGGGACGAGCUAUGAAGGAGCACGAUGGACUCGUCGAAAGGACGAAAACUGCAGAGAAAACACUCGCAGAAGCGUUGCAAAGAACUGCAGCUGGAUAGGUGACGCCAAAGAUUCCUCGAAACCGUUCGGAAAAUAGAAAAAAAAGAUUCACCAGCAGAAGAAGAAAUGCUCAAAUAACGCAAGGACGACCACGACAACGACGAGCAAGGCGAUAGGGCCGCCCAGGGCGACAGCGAAGAGCUGGGUGACAGCGACGACCAGAGCGGCACCGAUAGCAAAAUAAACGACUGGAGCACGAUCACGAGAAGAAACAAGAAAAAAUUAGUGAACGAGCAAAAAGAGAGUAAGAGAAAAGAGAAAACGGUAAAAAAAACGAAGAAAGAGGAUGAAAAGAGACAAGGGCCAAAAGACAAGAAGCCUAAUCCUCGGCGGGCGAGAGGCAAAGGCGAUGCACCAAUCGUCGAAGCCAAGGGCGACGUAUCAUAUGCUGACCUCUUCAAAAAAAUGCGAGAGGACCCUGGCCUCAAGAAACUGAUGGAGAGCGUGGUGAAGUCUAGGCGCACCCAGAAUGGCGAAAUGCUGUUCGAGCUGAAGAGAGACCCAGAAAUCAGGAGCUCUGCAUUUAAGGAUCUUGUCGAAAGGGCUCUCAGUGACGGAGCGAACGUAAGGGCCUUAUCCUCCGAGUCAUCGAUUGAAUGCAGGAACCUCAGUCUGUUCACUACCGAGAUGGACCUGCGUCAGAAGUUGGAGGAGGAAAACGUCGUGGGCAAAGUUCCGAUGAAAAUCCGAUUAAGAAAUGCGUAUCGCGGGACGCAGACCGCAACGAUUCGUCUCCCAACGGACGCAGCGAACAAGUUGCUGAAGCUAGAGAUCAUAAACGUCUGCUGGGCUGUGGGUCGUUUUAGAAUCGUUCCGCCUGUUCCAAAGCAAUUGGAGCGAUGUUUCAAGUGCUUAAACUUCGGCCACCUGGCGAAAGGCUGCUCGGGGCCAGAUAGAUCCAAACUGUGCAGGAAAUGCGGAAUAUAGGGACACUUUGCCAGCGACUGCAAGGGAAAGCCAAGGUGUAUGCUCUGCGAAAAAGAGGACAGUAAUGACCUUACGACGGGAGGCUUUAAUUGUCCUGUGUACAAACAGGCGAGGGCAAGCCAACAGUGAUGGAGAUAACCCAAAUAAAUAUCAACCAUUGCGACACCGCACAGCAACUGUUGUGGCAGUCAACGACAGAAACAAAAUGUGAUAUCGCAAUUAUCGCGGAGCCGUAUCGCAUUCCCCCCGGUAACGGUAAUUGGGUGACGGAUAAAGUGGGAAUGGCCGCCAUCCAGGUCAUGGUCAUCUCGCGAGGGUUUCGUGAUCACAAAGAUCAACGGAAUUUUUAUCUGCAGUUGCUACGCACCUCCCAGAUGGACGAUGGACCAGUUCCACUAUAUGCUGAAUGUCCUCACCGAGGAGCUCGCCGAACGAAAACCAGUCGUUAUAGGAGGGGAUUUCAAUGCUUGGGCAGUAGAUUGGGGAAGCAGAUGCACCAACGCGAGAGGGACUUGCUUACUAGAAGCUCUGGCCAAGCUGGAUGUUACCCUGUGCAACGAGUGUACCACUAGUACCUUCCGCCGAGAUGGCCGAGAGUCCAUCAUCGACUUGACUUUCUGCAGCCCGUCGUUAGUGACAAAAAUGAGAUGGAGGGUAUGCGAAGGAUACACCCACAGUGAUCAUCAAGCCAUCCGUUAUACCAUUGGCCAACGAAACUCCGUGGCAGUACGGAUAACUAGGACAUGCUCGCGCAGGUGGAACACAAAAACCUUUGACAAGGAUCUUUUCAUCGAAGCACUACGCGUGGAGAGCGGCGUCUUGAACAUGAACGCGGAUGAACUGACGGAAACGUUAGCCAAAGCAUGCGAUAUAACAAUGCCAAGAAAAAAUGAACCUAAGUAUAAGCGACCUCCAGCCUACUGGUGGAGUGAGACACUUGGCGUGCUUCGGGCCAACUGCUUUAGCGCCAGAAGACGCUUCCAACGCUCAAGCAUAGACACCAGAGAAGAGCGGAGAGUGGAAUUCAGAGAGGCUAGAUCCACUCUUAAACGGGCGAUUAAGCGAAGCAAAUCUAAUUGCUUCAAGGAGUUAUGUCGGGACGUGGACGUCAAUCCAUGGGGCAAUGCCUACCGAGUGGUGAUGGCGAAGCUCAGGGGCCCAACGACACGCUCCGAAAUGUGUCCCGAAAAAAGACGGGUGGGUAAUGUCGGGGACAUAACCGGAGUGACGUAGGACUAUACAAAGGGGACAGCUUUUGUUAAAUAUAUAUUUUAAAUAUAUUGUUUUAUUUUCUUCUUCUACGUGAAUACCUACCCAUCUACCUGAAAAAUGGAUUAGUUUACUGUUUACUCUUUAUGAAUAUGUUGAUGGUUCUGAAAAGAACCUUUGGUGUUGUGUUUUUGUUAUCACUCGAUAUUCCCAUCUUGUUCGGUUAAACCUUCCUGUUUAGCUAUUGCGUUUGUCACUCGCCACAGCUUUCACAGUUGGAAAAUUUCUUCCCAUCCAGCUUGUGACAUGUUUUUCAGUAAAUUACAUUUAAUGCGACGUGCCGGAGAAACACUUUGCCACUCACUGAAACUAAUUGUUACCUUGAUGAGCGCCGAACGGAAGCUGCUCUGUUCUUGAUGCGGGUUUUCUGAUUGUCGUGAGCAGCUUUGCAAGCCAACUCGAGCACUCCGACGGCCGAAACUCGAACGAAUGAGCGUUAAAAGGAAGCGAUGGCAAAAAAAUACAUCCAUUACGAUUUGUUUGCUCGUUGGAUUUACAUGAAGGCUAAAAAGGGUCCUUUUCAGGAUCACAAAAUUAUCUUCAAUCUAAAGAGUUUAUUGUUUUGUUAUCACUCGAUAUUCCCAUCUUGUUCGGCUAAACCUUCCUGUUUAGCGAUUUGUUGCCACUCGCCACAGCUUUCAAAUUUCUUCCCAUCCAGCUUUGUGACAUGUUGUACAGUAAAUUACAUUCAAUGCGACGUGCCGAAGCGCCACUCAGUGUUGCAUUGGAGGCGAUUUUAACCUGUAAUUGAACAUUUGCGAUGACAGCGGUACAGUGUCGACUUUCAAUGUGGGGUCAUAAUUUGGAUCUCUAUGUUCACAAAAAUGUCCAACUAAAUAAGUAGCAUUACAUGUCCGUCCAAUUAGCUAAAUGUCGAACUAAUUGUAAAUUACUGUACUUUCAAUCUGGAAACAAUUUAAGAAUUGGUGAAAAUUGAAUAAUCAGGAAAGUCCCCAACUAUCAAUUAGCCAAAUUCACAUACUCAUCAGAUCCUGGCAAACAAAUUAUGAAAAAAUCAAUUUGUGUUUUAUUAUUAUUUUGGAUAAUGUUUUAGAAAGCAUUGAACUGUAAUUCCUAAACUCUUUUUUGGAAGGUUUAAUGGCCCUGAAAAGCGCCUUGUUUUAUGGAAUGGUUCCAAUUUAGAAAACUUAGUACUCGUGGUUUUGAAAAAAAACCAUUUCGAACGCCCUCAAUACCGCCUUAUUCUGGAUUUGCCACCAAAGCAGAUUGUGUAAAGAACAAACUUUUUUCUUCUGCUACCUGCUGCCGUUUUGCGAUUGCGUUUGCCACUUGCCACUCGCUGCAACUGCCUGUUGUCUUGAUGUCCACCGAACCGAAUGUGUUCUGUUCCGAAUGCGGGUUUUAUUAUCGUCGCGAGCAGCUUUGCCAGCUAACUCGAUAACAUCGGCGGCCGAAACUAUAUGUCGCCUGCUAGGCGAACCGAUGUGGUGUACAGUUUGAAUGAGAAUGAUCGUUACGGAAAGAAGGAAGGUAUUGUAUUAUAGAGACUUUAAACUUUUGCAGUUCAUUCGUCUCUAGCCUUGAGAAAGGCCCUUUGAAAACUCUACUCUACUCUACUUCAGCGCUACCACCUCCGCCCUCUUGCCUUGAGAAAGGCACUCGAUCCCUCGCCGUCCAGCUCGUCCAGCAACGAUGUUGUCCAGUCGGUGUCCACACAAAGAAUGAUCGUUACGGCAGCGGAGCGGGGAUUUUUAAGCUGACUGGCUGGCUCGAGAAUUACGCAUGUGUGAGACUGCGACCAAUGUUUCGUUCAUUUUUUUCUUUUUCCUUUCCAAUCGUGCUUCAUUCUAUUUCGCUGCUGCUCUGGUUGCCCGUUUUGGUCGGUACGAUUUGAGGAGCACAAAAUGGACCAAUCAAAAAUGGGCACAUAGUGCAUUUUGACAAUGCUUGAUAUUUCACAAUUAUUCAAUUAUUUAUCUCAAGAAAAAUGAAAUGUUAUUCGUUAUGAUAGAUUCGUAGAUAUAUUUCCUAUCAAUUGAUGCAAAAACCUUUGCGAUCUAUUGAGAAAUGCUCGAGUUAUAAGCGUUCCAAAUCUUGCAUUUUUUCCUACUUGUUCAGUGCCUAGAUUUCCAUUUCACCCCCUAUAUCUUCCGGUUAGACGUAGUCCUACGUCAAAAUUAAAAAUUAUCGUGGAAGGGUUAUUUCCGCAGCACGACCCAACGACCUGGCCACCCACGCUAUAUGGAGAGGAUGAGGAUAACAUCGAACGCAGAGAGGUAUCGAACGACAAGCUAGUUGCGGCUAUGAAACGCCUCAAAACGAAGAAAGCGCCUGGCCCAGAUGGAAUCCCCAAUAUACCUUUAAAAGCGGCAGUCCUAGCUUUCCCUGAUAUGUUUAGGACAGCAAUGCAGAAGUGUCUAGACGAAUGCUACUUUCCGGAUCGAUGGAAUGUAAAAAAGCUAGUACUACUGCCCAAACCAGGAAAGACGCCGGGUGAUCCAGCAUCGUAUAGACCCAUAUGCCUGUUGGACACUCUGGGGAAGUUUGGAGAGAAUCAUCCUCAAUAGGCUGACGGAAUGCACGGAGGGAGUUCGUGGACUGUCCGAUAGUCAAUGCGGUUUUCGGAAAGGGAGAUCCACGGUAGAUGCCAUUCGCAUAGUGGUCGAAAGAGCAAACAGAGCAUCCAAACAGAAGCUCAGAGGAAAUCGAUACUGCGCAGUGAUAACGAUCGACGUUAAGAACGCGUUCAAUAGUGCCAGCUGGGAGGCCAUCGCGACUGCGCUCCACACGAUGAGAGUCCCAGACUUCCUGUGUAGAAUACUGAGAAGCUACUUCGAGAACAGUGUGCUGGUGUACGAGACAAACACGGGCCAGGCGCAAUUAAAACUACGGCUGGAGUUUCACAGGGCUCUAUCCUGGGUCCAUCGCUCUGAAACAGUAUGUACAAUGGCGUACUAAAACUGAAUCUGCCCAGAGGUGUGAAUAUCAUUGGCUUCGCGGAUGACAUCGUUAUUCUCGUGACCGGAGAAUCCUUGGAACGGGUCGAAAUGCUCGCGACCGAGUCGAUAAACAUGAUCGGAAGGUGGAUGCAAAGUGUGAAACUGCAGAUAGCCCACCACAAGACGGAAAUGUUGAUUGUCAGCAACCGCAGGGCGGUGCAACGUGCAGAAAUCACCAUAGGAGAGCACUUGAUAACUUCAAAGCGAGACUUGAAAUACCUGGGGGUGCAGAUCGAUGAUCGACUGAACUUCAACAGUCACGUCGAAUACGCUUGUAAAAAAGCAACGUAGACAAUCAAUGCACUGACAAGAAUCAUGCCCAACAAUUCUGGCCCAAGCAGCAGCAAGAGGCACCUUUUGGCUAGUGUCACCUCAUCGACAUUACGAUACGGGGGUCCAGGCGUUAGAAACUCAGCGGAACACGAGGAGGCUAAAUAGUACGUACCGGCUCAUGGCGAUGCGAGUCGCGAGUGCGUACAGAACCAUAUCAACAGAAGCGGUCUGCGUCAUAGCCAGGAAGACAGCGAGUGCUAUAUGAGGAGAGGAGCCAGAGGAAUCCGGAAGCUAAUGAGGGCAGAGUCGAUGACUAGGUGGCAGCAAGAGUGGAGUGCGGCUCAAAACAGGAGGAGGGACACACAGGCUCAUACCGACACUAAUGGGCUGGGUAAACAGGAAACAUGGAGAGGUGAAUUUCCACCUAACGCAGUUUUUAUCUGGUCAUGGCUGCUUCAGGCAGUAUCUGCACCGGUUUGGACAUGCAUCGUCUCUCGCCUCUUUGUCCGGAGUGUGGAGAGGUGGAGGAAACACCGGAACACGUCGUAUUUGUAUGUCCCAGAUUCACCGCAAGGCGCGAGGGGCUGCCUACCCUUCAUGCUGGGAACAUCAUAGAGGAAAUGUGUCGUGACGAGGGCACCUGGAACGCAGUGAACAGUGAAAUCGUCCACAUCAUGUCUAAGCUACAGCGGGGGUGGAGGACCGACCAGCGUGCGGAUAACGCCUGACUAUAAAAGAUCUGAAGCACCGGAGUACCCCACGAGAGCGACUGUGAUGGAGUGCGCGUUAUGUUGGAGAGCACUACCUAAUCGGUUCACGUCUCGACAGGUGAGAAAUUCCACGAGGGUGGCUGUGACGGGUUGCACGUCAAGUUGGAGGGAAAUUCCUAAUCGGUACACGUAUCGACGGGUAAGCGGAAUCUGGUGAGAAGGAUUGACAAAUUGCUGGCAAUGCCUCAUGGUGGAUUGGAAAGAAGAAUACUGCGAGGACUUCGACGAAGCGAGCGCCUAGGAAGGCGUCAUCAAAUCGGUUUGUACCUCACGAGAGUUGCUGUGACGGAGUGCGCGUUAUGUUGGAGGGCACUACCUAAUCGGCGCUCCGUUGGGAAUCGAAAUCCUGCGAGGGUGGUUGUGACGGGGCGCGCGUCAAGUGGGAGGGCGCUUCCUAUUCGGUGCACGUCUCGACAGGUAAACGGAUACUGUCGCGGAGAACAGAAAAAUGCCUGCCUGGCAACGCCUUAUCGUGGCCUGGAUGGAGGAACACUGCGAACAUUUCGAAGGAGCGAGCAUCAUGGAGGAAGCCAUCGUCAAACUGGUGCAUACCCCACGAGAGUAGCUGUAACGGAAUGCGCGUCAUGUUGAAGGGCACUACCUAAUCGGCGCUCCGUUGGGAAGAGAAAUCCUGCGAGAGUACUGUGACGGGGCGCGCGUUAAGUUGGAGAGCGCUUCCUAAUCGGUGCACGUCUCGACGGGAUGGGUAUGAGGCUACGAGUAGAAGGCUUGGUUUUUGUGGGUGUGAUCCCCACUCGACGUCUGGGUUAUCUCUUUCCAGAUAAGGCUGGAAGAGCGUUCCUCACCUCUAUAUAAAAAAAGGAGAGAGAGAGAGAGAGAGAAAGAGAGAGGAAGUCGAGAGAGUGACCAUUGAAGAAUUGUUAGCUGUAGCAAGGAAACUGAAGGGAAAUAAAACACCCGGCCCUUAUGGUAU
Molecule: messenger RNA, 18000 nt
Organism: Toxorhynchites rutilus septentrionalis
Lineage: Eukaryota; Metazoa; Arthropoda; Insecta; Diptera; Culicidae
Gene: Ih
Exons: 20
Coding region: 655-4059 (1134 amino acids)
Biological process (GO): transmembrane transport; potassium ion transport
Cellular component (GO): membrane
Molecular function (GO): voltage-gated potassium channel activity
Source: RefSeq, a predicted model, not a curated record